AUGUCGACUUCCGCUAUCCAGACUGACCAGCAAAAGCGCCAAUAUAUCUUAAACUACCUCGAGACUCAGCUACGCGACUUUAACUUUGCAAACAACGACGACUGGCAAAGCAUCUUUUUCGAUCAAACCCUAUCGCGCCAUAACCUAGUAGAUCAGUCAAUAAGUAUUAAAGGAAGCAUCGAGUUUCGUGUCAAGAAUAUCAGAAAGAGACGGAACAGUUCAGCCAGUUCUGAAGAUGCUAAGCGUACCAAGGUUUCUCAUAUUAGGGAAGGUAGUAGCAGCGGUGGUGACGUUACCCCUGCUUCCGGUGAUAGUCAUAGUUGUCACGCAGCUCAGGCUACUACUAUAAGCAACGGUGCUACUGCUACUACUACUUUUUCUAAUAUGGGAAACAGUGAUACGCUGAGCAGUACUUCUUUUCCUUUUGAAGCUGAUUGGGAGGACGUUGACGAGACGGAAGAGCAGGACAAUGAGGAGGAUUGGGAGGAUGUUGAUGACGCGGAAGAGGAUGUCAACGAGGAAGACUGGGAGGAUGUCGAUAAUGAGACGGAAGAGACGGGCAGUGAAGGACAUCGGCAGCACGAUGAUGGAGUGGUGAAUACCGGAGAGGCUGGGGAGGGCAAUCCUCUUAUCGGUGACUCACAUCCAGAGGACUCUGAGCCCGAGAUGGAUGAGGCUACCAAGAAAUACCGCCAGAAGACUAUCGACAAGCUUCAAGCUGAUCUUGCACAAUAUGAGCUGGACAGGGAAGAGAACGACCAGAUGGCUGAUCAUAUGUACGCUCUUCUGCCUAAGGUUAUUCAGCAGUACAAUGAGCACAGCUAUAAACACCAUCAAGUGUUCCUGUCGAGGGAUGGCGAAACCGACAACAGCCACCUCCCGCUGGAUCUUUACUGGAACCACAUCAAGGUACUAGCUCAACCGGGCGGCUGGAUCAGCGACUCGAUCGUUGAUGUUUUGUUGUCGACAACACCAUCUCCAUCCGGCAACAUGGACUUUAUUUCGCCCGGGAACAAGUUCUAUCAUCAGUUUCUAGGUGAGGCGGGCUCCAAGAAGAUGCUGAAGAAGGCUCUGAAGUCAAAGUCGUUGCCGCCAUCUGGGCCGAAUCUGAAAAAGAACACCGACACCAUGGUCGGGAUCUGGAACCCUACAAACAUGCAUUGGGUCAUGUUUGUCGCUAGCGCAGCAGGCGAGGAGCGAUCAAUAACCCUGUACGAUUCCUGCUCGCAACACAUUCCUACAUGGGACAAGGCGAAAAUGCUUCCGCUCGUCAUGGAACUUAUGGGCCGCUUCCAUCCUGAAUUCAAGGGCGCGUGGCCGAGGGCCAUUCAGGAAGGAAAGACGAUUCGACAAAAGGCAGAUGAUUGUGGUCCCUUCUCCGUCUACGGCGCCCGUUGCAUCCUGGCAGGGAAGAAGAUCGAGGUGCACAAGAAGAGCAAGAUUUUCGGCCGGCAUCUUCGUACGAAGUAUGUGGGCGAAAUCCGAGCUUUGGUUGAGAACGCUCCCUUCGACCAGUACGAUCCAUUCGCCGAUGCCAUCUGGGAUGCUAACCGCGAUGAUGCUGGCGACGAGUCGAGCGAGGACGACAGUUCCAGCAGCGACGAUACGGACGUAGACGUCCCUGGAGAGGACCGCGGCGAUGGUGCGACUUCUGAUGCCGGUCCCGAUGCCGGUUCCAGCGACUCCGACUCCGACUCCGACUCCGACUCCGACUCUGAUGGGAAGCCUGAAGUCAAAGGUACCGCAGCUAGGCACAGGGCGUUCCAAAAGAACGACCAAGACGAUGUAGCUCUACAGGCUCUGUUGAAGAAGGCCACGUACAGAGCACGAGUGAUUAGCAUUCUGGGAUCAAUCGAAUUGUCGUGGCCUGAGCUUGCGGAAAUCCAUCGAGUUCGAUCUCAGACUAUUGAGCGAUACUUCAAUGCCUCUACAAAAGCAGUUCGCAUGCACGACAAGACUCUUCUCAAACAAGGCAUAUACAACAUAAGGAAUGCGAGUCUUCUACUCACGGAAAGAAAUGAGGCAGAUAUCAGAUACUACAGUCGGAACCCUCGGAACACAAGCUACACUCCUGAUGCUCACACUGUGGGAAUUUUCGCCACCCCUCAGCAUGUCAAAGUUGAUGCAGACGACAUUGAUCAUGGCUACGAUCUCGUUGUGAUCUUCACAAGACAGAGUGGAGCAUCCAUGCGCACGAUUGAGCAGGGUCUUGACAAGCACACCAUGCGAGCGAACGAGAUAUACGACGCCUGGCACUCGAUCUUCAAUCGGUUCAACGAUGAGCAUGAACCGGUGGAUCAUAAGGACCAGCUUUCUGAUGAAGGAAACUUCCGCAUGCAUGUCAAUCUCCAGAUUGGCUCUAGCAAUGCACCUCUUCUAGGAGGCGAUUCUCACCCACGCCGUUCCGAAGUAAAGCGUAUGAGGAAGAUAAUCCGCGCCGUUGUUAAACUACGCGACAACCCUAAGGUUUUGCUCCUACAAGCGGGCUUAGAUGCGUCAACCACGGACACGGAUUCAUUCCGCACGCUCAUCAACCAUGCUAAUUUUAAGAAUAUUCGAUUCUUCCUCACGAUGGUGGUUCCCAAUUUCAUAUCGAUUCGCUACCCGCAGGUGUUCUCUUGGAGAUGCGAACUUACAGCCUGGGGACACUGGGACGUGCAAAAACUAGCCGACGUGAAGGAAGACGGUGCCUCAACGCAGCUCGCGCAGGAGCCGAGCUACGCACGCCUCAUUCUGUGGCUGGAUCGGAUAUAUCGCGAGAAGCAACUGACACAGAACAACAACAUGCGGAACACGCCAUUCUCCCACGCCAUGCACAUGACGACCUGUGUAAAACGGAACAAAUUCAAGAUCGACUUCGCGGACGAGAAAGCAUGUGAACAAUGUGAUGCGUCAGAUACACCAGAGUAUUGGGUCAGGGGUACUACAAGCCCUAGUGCCGUUCGCUGCAGCCGAGAAGAUUGCCUUCACGCGAAUAGCGGUUCCAGCGAUGACGAGGACGGAGAUACCAUUGCUGUAGCCCAACCCCCGGCCACCACGAAUAGCGGUUCCACCAAUGACAAAGACGAGGAUACUUUCCGCGGAUCAUCGAGUCCACUUUCCUCGGUUCCCGGCGAUCUAAGGACCCCAUCGGAGGGAUCCCUAUGUGGCUUUGUCCCCAAGGACAACCACUAUGAAGAUUCCGUCAAUGAGUUUAGCUCACCUAACUCAAGCUCCGAGGACGACGAUGAUGGCCCUCCGCUCACUAGGACGGAAACGCGUCGACGUCAGCCGUUAAGAGGCUCUGCUAAACCUGGACCGCGUCUUUGUCAAUACGCUGAACUGUGCGAUCAUCUUGGUCUUCUCACGGGUACCGCAAAGGACAGCCAGCAAGUCUAUGCUGACGGCUUUAUUGACCCACCAUCCGGCAUCUGGGGGCUGGAGAAGUCUCCUGUGCCCUUCCUGCGAGCGCUACUCAUGAAGAUCCGGCGGGAAGGAGAAGGCGUCGAGAAGACCCAUCUGGGUAGGAUGCUAAGCGGAGUUCGGCUGGAGGAGAGCGACUUUGUGGUGGAAGAGUAG
Messenger RNA from Alternaria incomplexa, 3558 nucleotides. RefSeq lists its product as uncharacterized. The record is from RefSeq and is a predicted model, not a curated record. Bases 1 to 3558 code for a protein of 1185 amino acids. The transcript is spliced from 4 exons. NCBI's taxonomy places the organism in Eukaryota, Fungi, Ascomycota, Dothideomycetes, Pleosporales, Pleosporaceae.